CCCUCUGUAGGGUCCGCCGCUUCCCACGUCCCGGCGAGCACAGGCACCCUCUCUAAAAGGAGCCGCAAGAGGGAGGGAGAAAUGGCCACAAGGUUGCUGCCAGCCCAGGCUCUGGUGUCUGUGACAUUCAGGGAUGUGGCUGUGUUCUUCAGCCGGGACGAGUGGCUGUGCCUAGACUCUGCGCAGAGAACCUUGUACCAGGAGGUGAUGCUGGAGAACUACAGCACCCUGUUCUCUCUGGGGAUUCUGUUUUCCAAACCAAAAGUUAUCCUCCAGUUAGAACAAGGGGAAGACCCCUGGAUGGUGGAAAAUGGAGUUUCUCAAAGCACAUAUCUAGGAUGGGAGAGCUUGUUUGAAACCAGAGUUUCUGAAGAAGAAAAUCAGGACGUAAUGAAUCAACUCUUAGGUGAUGGUCCUUUUGACUUUAGGUUGGGAAAAAUCUACAUAAACGAGGAAACCCUAGAGAAUCAACAAAGCAAAGAGAACAGAGCUUUGAGGGAAGUCUUAGUUACCAUCAAGAAAACAUGCAUGAAGGACAAGAGCUUUAUAGGUAUUGACCUUGGGAAAAAUCUUGAUCUAAAAUUAUCACUUAUUAGAAAACCCAGAAUUGUUUCCAGAGGAAGGAAACCUUGUUCACAGCAGUAUUCAAUUCUAUUUAAACAGCUGGGAAUCAGCACAGUGCGUAAGUGUUACAAGUGUAAUAUCUGCGGGAAAAUCUUCCUCCACAGUUCUUCCCUGAGUAAACAUCAGAGAAUCCAUACUGGAGAGAAGCUCUAUAAAUGUAAGGAAUGUAGGAAAGCUUUUAGCCAAAGCUCAUCUCUAACUCAGCACCUGAGAGUUCAUACUGGAGAGAAGCCUUACAUAUGUAGUGAAUGUGGAAAAGCCUUCAGUUUCACUACAUCUCUCAUUGGACAUCAGAGAAUGCACACUGGAGAGAGGCCCUAUAAAUGUAAUGAAUGUGGAAAGACGUUUAAAGGGAGUUCAUCCCUUAAUAAUCACCAGCGAAUUCAUACUGGAGAGAAGCCCUAUAAGUGUAAUGAAUGUGGGAGAACCUUUAGCCAGUGCUCAUCUCUUAUUCAGCAUCAUAGAAUUCAUACUGGAGAGAAACCAUAUGAAUGUAGUCAGUGUGGGAAAGCCUUUACUUCAAUAUCACGACUAAGUAGACACCACAGAAUUCAUACCGGAGAGAAACCUUUUAAUUGUAAUGAGUGUGGAAAGGUGUUUAGUUACCACUCAGCCCUUAUUAUACAUCAGAGAAUUCACACUGGUGAGAAACCUUAUGCCUGUAAAGAAUGUGGGAAAGCCUUUAGCCAAAGCUCAGCUCUUAUACAACAUCAAAGAAUUCACACUGGAGAAAAACCCUACAAAUGUAAUGAAUGUGGGAAAGCUUUCUCCUGGAUUUCACGGCUUAAUAUACACAACAGAAUCCAUACUGGAGAGAAACCAUAUAAUUGUAAGGAAUGUGGAAAAGCUUUCAGUUCGCACUCAGCAGUUAAUACUCAUCGAAAAAUUCAUACUGGAGAGAAACCUUAUAAAUGUAAUGACUGUGAAAAAGCUUUCAACCAAAGCUCAGCACUCAUUCAGCACCAGAGAAUUCAUACUGGAGAGAAACCAUAUAAUUGUAAAGUAUGUGGGAAAGCCUUUAGACAAAGUUCAUCCCUUAUGACACACAUGAGAAUUCAUACAGGAGAAAAGCCCUAUAAAUGUAAAGAAUGUGGGAAAGCUUUCAGUCAGAGCUCGUCUCUUACAUCAUCAGAGGACUCAUACUGGAGAAAAACUAUUAAGUUAAAUGCAUGGGGAAAAACCUUCCAACUGAAGUUCAUUCCUUACAAAAUAUCAAAUAAUUCAUUCUGGGGAGAAAAUCAUGAGGAGUAAUUAAUUGUGCAUUAAACUUCAGGAUUUAGACCUUGCCAAACAUCAGAGACUUAUGAUGCAAGGUAACCUUAGAAAUAUUAGGAAAGCUUGUAUAAAAUGUUUCUUCAUACAUUCUUAACUUAUUACUGACUAUAAAAUAGAAAAUGUAUCAAAUCAAAGGGUUAGUAUUUUAUUUUUUUUCUAGUGUUAUGUGGUAACAGCUACCCGCUUUCACAGGCAUUACUGGGAAGCUUGUUGAUUAAUGGAAAAGUGCAGCCAUAAAAUCCAGACUUUGGAUUAGUCUAGGAUUGUAUAUUUUUGAAACUGCAUUUGAGUUUCAAAGCCAGUUGUACUAAGAAAAAUGUAUUAGAAAUGAAAUUUAAACAGAUGACCUGGAACUACCUCACUGUCAGUAAAAUUUGUAUUUUUAAGAGUUUAAAAGCAACUUUUGUACUUGGUGGUGGUUAAAACUUUUGAGUUAUUUCUCCCGUGCUGCCUACGCCAUUCACUUGAAAAUAAAAUCACUCUGUAAACUGGUUUAAGUUCUGGGAGUGUUCUCCCUGACCACUUGUUCCAAAUUCUGAAUCAGAGCUAAAGUUACUUUAUUUCAAAUGACAAAAUACAUGAUAUUUCGCUUGUUUUUCUCAUAAAUUGAUUACCAAUGUUGUGUUACAUUGAGAAUUAAAGAUAAUUUAGACAACUACUGCUUUUGCAAGUUAAUUUACUGAUAAGAGUUGUUAAAAAUUAUCUUGCAAUGUAAGCAUAGGGAGCAUGACUCUUGGCCGCCAGGCUGUGUGCCUGCUUCCUUGAGUUCUCUGGUUACCAGCCACCAGGAAGACCCAGGAACACAUGGAACUCUGGUAGUUCUCCUGUUAGGUCAAAUGAACACGGUAGUUUUCACGCUUAUAUUUUACGUUCACCUCCAUCAGGUGAUGCUUGCUCCCUUUCACACUCUGAGGACCACUAGACAAAACUUGAGGCUCUAAGUUCAGAUGCUUUUUCCUCCAAAAAAUGGACUGUGUCCUUUAACAAGUUAUUAAUCCCAGAAACCAUUUCUACAAUGUGAACAGUAAUUUGAACAAGAUAAAAACAAAUCGUACUAAUAUUGUUGAGCUUCACAGAGGGUAACAUCUAAUUUUGCCAAUUUUAUCAGGAGUAGGCAAGCACUUAAGAACUGGAAUACUCAUUUCAUUGAAAAAGCAGUUUUUUUCUAUUUGCCAAGGUG
Molecule: messenger RNA, 3079 nt
Organism: Capra hircus (goat)
Lineage: Eukaryota; Metazoa; Chordata; Mammalia; Artiodactyla; Bovidae
Gene: ZNF879
Product: zinc finger protein 879
Biological process (GO): regulation of DNA-templated transcription
Source: RefSeq, a predicted model, not a curated record